This is a messenger RNA of Closterium sp. Naga37s-1, 2856 nucleotides long. Lineage: Eukaryota; Viridiplantae; Streptophyta; Zygnematophyceae; Desmidiales; Closteriaceae. The record is from the annotation of a GenBank genome assembly.
AUGGCUGCUCUUCAGUGUGCCAAGGUGUUGGGACUCACGCCUGUCAAAUCCGUCCCGACGGUCGCCACUGCAGAACGCGCUCUCCCAUCAUUCAAUGGACUCAAGGCCUCUAAAACGCGCAAGUCUGCCGCGAAGCAGAAGCUCAAGGGGACCGGCAGGGCUGCUCCCGCGCCUGCAUCGCGUCCCUCCACCGCCGUUCGCGCCGCUAUUGCCGAGGACAUCAACACGGACUUCGAAGUGGCGGACAUGACCAUGCCGCAGGGCGGCAGCUGGUCCGUGCACAAGUUCGGCGGCACGUGCGUGGGAUCCGCCGAGCGAAUCCUCAACGUCGCACGCAUCGUCGCCAGCGACCCCGCGGAGCGUCGCUUCGUCGUCGUGUCGGCCAUGGGCGGCACUCCCAAGGUCACCAACAUUCUGUACUCGUUGUUGGACAAGGCGGCCGCGAAGGACGUGAGCGGGUGGGCGGAGCUUAUAGCGCAGCUGCGCGAGAAGCACCGCGCGGCGGCGGCAGAGCUGCUGGGGGAGGAGGACGCGGAGGCGAAGAAGAUCAUGGAGCGCAUCGACGAGGACCUGAUCAACCUUAAAGCCAUGCUCAAAGCCAUCUCCAUCGCGGGCAGCUCGACGGAGAUCUUCACGGACUUCAUCGUGGGGCACGGCGAGCUCUGGUCCGCCAUGAUCCUCGCCGCCACGGUGCAGAAGGUGACGGGCAAGAAGGUGGCGUUCAUGGAUGCGCGCGACGUGCUCGUGGUGCAUCCAGCGGAGGGCGGCAAUCAGGUUGAUCCCAACUACGAGCGCUGUGAGGAGAACCUCCAUGCCUGGUAUGCCGCUCGUGGCGACCAUGGGCACUACGAGGGCGGGGGGCCGGAUCUGGUGGUGGCGACGGGGUUCAUUGCGCGCACAGAGGAUGGCGUGCCCACCACGCUCAAGCGUGACGGCAGUGACCUCUCUGCUGCCAUCUUUGGGUCGCUGCUGCGCGCUGGCAGAGUGAUCAUCUGGACGGACGUGGACGGGGUUUACUCGGCUGACCCCAGGAAAGUGCCGGAUGCUGUCAUUCUCAAGAACCUCUCCUAUCAAGAGGCGUGGGAGCUGUCCUACUUCGGAGCCAACGUGCUGCAUCCGCGCACCACGCUCCCAGUGAUGAAGUACGCCAUCCCCAUGUUCAUCCGCAACGCCUUCAACCCCACGGCGCCCGGCACGCGCAUCGGUCGCUCCCAUGACUCCUUUUCGGACGAGGAGCACGAGGCGGCUCACAAUGAGCUGCUGGAGGAGGGGUCGGACCCCCUGGACGCUGUUGUGAAGGGCUUUGCUACUAUUGACAACGUGGCGCUCGUCAACGUUGCUGGCACGGGCAUGGCAGGAGUGCCCGGUAUCGCAAGCCAGAUCUUCAGUGCAGUCAAGAACGUGGGGGCCAACGUCAUUGCCAUCUCACAGGCCUCCUCCGAGCAUUCCGUGUGCUUCGCCGUGCCCGAGGCCGAAGCCGACAUGGUCGCGGCCGCGCUCCGCACCACCUUCCGCCGCGCAAUCGAAACAAAUCGCGUGCAUGACAUCGAGGUCAUCCCGCACUGCACAGUCCUGGCAGCCGUCGGGCAGCGCAUGGCCAGCACGCCGGGGGUCUCGGCUGCUCUCUUCGCCGCGCUGGCCAAGGCGAGGGUGAAUGUGCGGGCGAUCGCACAGGGAUGCUCCGAGUAUAAUAUCACAGUGGUGGUCGAUAGGAGUGAUGCGCCGGCUGCUCUGCGGGCGGCGCACGGGCGGUUCUACCACUCCCAGACGCCCCUGGCGGUGGCGCUGGUUGGCCCGGGGCUGAUUGGCAGCACGCUGCUGGAUCAGAUCAGGGACCAGAGGGCGAGUCUGAAGAAGGAGUUCAAUAUUGAUAUGCGCGUGGUGGGGAUUAUUGGCGCGAAUAAGAUGCUCAUCGAUAACAGGGGCGUGCACCUGAGCAACUGGCGUGAAGAGCUGGCGGAGAGAGGGGAGGCAGCGGACAUGGUGGCGUUUGAGGCGUCGCUGAUGGACGGGCACCAUGGGCUGCCCAACACGGUGGUGGUGGACUGCACUGCCAGCAGUGACGUGGCGGAUAAAUACCCCACGUGGCUGGCCGAGGGGCUGCAUGUGGUCACCCCCAACAAGAAGGCCAACUCGGGGCCCCUAAAAGAGUACUUGAAGAUCCGUCAGCUGCAGCGCGAGCUGUGCACGCACUACCUGUAUGAGGCCACCGUGGGAGCCGGGCUGCCCAUAGUGGCAACUCUCAAGGGGCUGCUGGACACAGGCGACCACAUCCACCGCAUCGAAGGCAUUUUCAGUGGCACGCUGAGCUACAUCUUCAACAGCUUUGAUGGCAGCAAGCCCUUCUCACAGAUCGUGGCAGAGGCACGCGCCAAUGGGUUCACGGAGCCUGAUCCCAGGGACGACCUGGAGGGCAUGGACGUGGCGAGGAAGGUGGUCAUUUUGGCGAGGGAGUGUGGUCUUCGCCUCGAGCUGGACCAAGUACCCGUCCAAAGCCUUGUGCCCGAGGCUCUCCAGCACGUGGCGAGUGUGGACGAGUUCAUGCAGCGGCUGCCUGAAUUUGACGAUGAGAUGGAGGCCAAGAGGAAGGCGGCCGAGGAGACGGGCGAGGUCCUGCGCUACGUGGGAGUGGUGGACAUGGACAAGAGAGAAGGCCGAGUGGAGCUGCGCCAGUAUCCGCGCACGCACGCCUUCACACAGCUAGUGGGCUCAGACAACAUCAUCUCAUUCGUCACCUACCGCUACAACGUGCAGCCCCUCAUUGUGCGCGGCCCUGGUGCCGGGGCUGAGGUCACUGCGGGUGGCGUGUUCAGUGACCUCCUGCGCCUUGCCGCCUUCCUCGGUGCCCCUUCUUAA